Messenger RNA from Emys orbicularis (European pond turtle), 3238 nucleotides. RefSeq names its product splicing factor SWAP (gene SFSWAP). The coding region runs from base 55 to 2880 and encodes 941 amino acids. The record is from RefSeq and is a predicted model, not a curated record. The transcript has 19 exons. Gene Ontology annotation, biological process: mRNA 5'-splice site recognition; RNA processing. NCBI's taxonomy places the organism in Eukaryota, Metazoa, Chordata, Testudines, Emydidae. Gene Ontology annotation, molecular function: RNA binding.
CGGGACGACGAGAAGGCCCAAUACCAGGAGCAGGGCCGGCACCUCAUUCCCUGGAUGGGAGACCCCAAGAUCAUGAUCGAUAGGUAUGAUGGACGUGGUCACCUCCAUGACCUCUCUGAAUAUGACGCUGAAUAUUCCACGUGGAACAGAGAUUAUCAAUUGUCUGAAGAGGAGGCUAGAAUAGAUGCCCUCUGUGAUGAAGAGAGGUAUUUAGCCUUGCAUACGGACUUGCUUGAGGAGGAGGCGAGGCAAGAGGAAGAAUAUAAGAGACUGAGUGAAGCUUUAGCAGAAGAUGGUACCUAUAAUGCCGUGGGAUUCACUUAUGGCAGUGAUUAUUAUGAUCCUUCACAACCCACGGAGGAGGAGGAGCAGCAGGCCUCCAGAGAAAGAGAAGCAGCUCAGGCAGAAAAUGUCGAAGAAAAUGAAGAACCUUUCAUUGCUCCCUUGGGACUGAGUGUACCUCCUGAUGUAGAACUGCCACCAACUGCAAAAAUGCAUGCAAUUAUAGAGCGUACUGCAAAUUUUGUGUGCAAGCAGGGAGUUCAGUUUGAGAUUAUGCUGAAAGCCAAGCAAGCUCGCAAUUCUCAGUUUGACUUCUUGCGAUUCGAUCACUACCUCAACCCCUAUUACAAACUCAUUCAGAAGGCUAUGAAGGAGGGACGAUAUGCUGCUCCUUCAGAAAACAAAAUGGAAGAAAAAAAGAAUUCAAAAGUUAAUUCUGAUGAAGAGGAGGAUGACGAUGAUGAAGAUGGCAACUACCUGCAUCCGAGUCUCUUUGCCUCAAAAAAGUGCAAUAGACUUGAAGAGCUUAUGAAGCCUUUAAAAGUGGUGGAUCCUGAUCAUCCACUUGCAGCACUUGUCCGCAAAGCUCAGUCUGACAAUAACUCAUCUACCCCACAAUCAGCAGAUAGUGCAGCCAUACAGACAUCACAGGCGGACUAUCCUGCAGAUUCAACAAUGGCAGCCAUGUAUUACAGUUACUAUAUGCUACCCGAUGGAACCUAUUGCCUGGCACCUCCACCCCCAGGAAUAGAUGUUGCCACCUAUUACAGUGCACUGCCUGCAGGGAUGACUGUAUCAAGCACUACGGGAGUAACAUCAGUAACCUCAGUACCUCCACCUCCUGGUACUACACCUCCACCUCCCCCAGAUACAACUGAUUCCAAUAGUGGGUUGAAAUCUACUACACCUGCUCCAAGCACAAUUGCUCCAGUGGUUGCCAUUAUCCCACCACCUCCAGAUAUCCAACCUGUUAUUGACAAGCUGGCUGAAUAUGUUGCUAGGAAUGGAAUUAAGUUUGAAACCAGUGUUCGUGCCAAGAAUGAUCUGAGGUUUGAGUUCCUGCAACCAUGGCACCAAUAUAAUCCCUACUAUGAAUUUAAAAAACAAUUCUUCCUUCAAAAAGAGAGCAGUGACAGCUCUCAGGGUGUAUCUUUAUCAGAAGAUGUUCCAGCAGAUACUGCUUCUGACACACAGGGUGAAACUCAGUUUCUGGAUGAUCACACUUCUGAAGAUGCAUCUGAGAUGGGUGCUCCAGGAAUUAGAAAGGAUUCACCUGUCAAUAAAACUAUCAGCGAUGGUAAAUUGGUGAAAGCAUCAUUUGCUCCAAUAAGCUUUGCAAUCAAGGCCAAAGAAAAUGACCUCCUUCCCUUGGAGAAAAACCGUGUUAAGCUAGAUGAUGACAGUGAUGAGGAGGAGGAAGAGGGCAAGGAAGGCCAAGAGAAUGCUAGCAGCUCUUCAAAUAUUAAUCCAACACUCGCUGCUCCCUGUACUGCUGCCGAAGAGAAAAAACCUCAGCUUACCCAAGAGGAGUUGGAAGCCAAACAAGCAAAGCAAAAACUAGAGGACAGACUGGCAGCUGCCGCAAGAGAGAAGCUAGCACAGGCCUCCAAGGAAUCAAAAGAAAAGCAGCUUCAAGCGGAACGCAAACGGAAAGCUGCACUGUUCUUGCAGACCCUGAAGAAUCCCCUGGCAGAAGCAGAAGUUGAGAAAAUUGAGGAGAAUUCCUUUAAUAUGGAGGCUGUCAGUAACAUGCCAUAUCCUUUGUUGACUGGAGUCAGAACUUUACCCACCGUAGAAGUUAAAUCAUCAGAAAGGCCUUCAAGCCAAAGCAAAGAUCCUCCCAGAGAUGAAGAAAAGGAAAAGAAAAAAAAGAAACACAAGAAAAGAUCUCGGACAAGAUCUCGGUCACCUUCCAAAUAUCAUUCAUCAUCUAAGUCCAGGUCUAGAUCACAUUCAAAAGCAAAGCAUUCACUUCCCACUGCCUAUAGAACUGUCAGGCACUCAAGACUCACAGCAUCCACAGGGACACUGAGCAUGGAGCCGAGUCUGAGCAACUCAUCAAUGGCAGCAGCAACAGAGCGAGAAAAUUAUCAGGCAGCUUCGACAACGAAAAGAUUUGACUGCUGGAGCUCUUUAGAGGGAAAUCCUGGUAAAACGUCAAGGUCGCGAUCGAGAUCUCCUCGGAGAAGGGUCCACUCACCUGAAAGGCGAAGAGAGGAAAGGGCUGUCCCAACGGCUUAUCGCAUUAGUAACAGUCCUGGAAUGAGUAGGAAACGCACACGUUCCAGAAGCCCCCAUGAAAAGAAGAAGAAACGACGGUCUAGAUCAUGUACCAAGUCCAAAGCUAGGUCUCAUUCACCAUCCAUGUCACCUGGCAAACAGUCCACACAUAAGAACUCUGUACAUUCAACUAGUGUGUCUCCUGUGGAGAGUAGGGAAUCCAGCCAAGAACGCUCCAGGGGCGUUUCUCAGGAAACAGAUGGCCAGAUCUCUUCAGCAAUCGUGUCUUCAGUGCAAAGUAAAAUAACUCAGGAUCUUAUGGCCAAAGUGAGAGCGAUGCUUGCAGCUUCCAAAAACAUACAAACUAGUGCCUCCUGAGAUUUGUUGAAGUGACCAUCAAGAAAACGGUGUGAAGAGGAACACUUUAAAAAACUGCCUCAUCUCAAAUGUACAGCCGGCAAAUUUUGCUCAUUUUGGUUCAGUUCUCUUUUGUCUAAAAUUAUCAAAACCUGAAGAACUGAAAACCUUAUCUGUACAGAACUGUCCCCUUGGAACUUCAAUGACUUUUUGCACCCAGAAUCUCUCUUGACAGCUUUUGGUUUUUGUAAAUUGAUUUUUUUGACUAAUUCUUCAGUAAGAUUUUAUGAUCAGCAGUCUGUCUGUAUAUAUGUAAAUAUCAUGUUUCUGUGAUAAAGUAUUACUCAAUAAAAGAGGAGAGAAACACCUUUUAUUAGCU